AUGGCAUCAAGCAACAAUCAAAAUCGUGAAAGAAGUCUCGAAAUUGGUGAUUUAGAACUUGAAGUGGACAAGUUAAAUGCUGCUCUUCAGCAGUUUUUAGUUUCGGCACGAGAUGCACUUAAGAACUAUUUGUCACCAGAAAUAUUUCACACAUCAUUACAUGAACUUGCAUUAACUAUUAAACUAUUACAAUUAGGUUAUAAUAAAUUAUUUUUAUCUAGAGCUCUUGAACAAUUACCAAUGAAUCCUAUUCAAGAAAUACAAGCAAUCGAUGAAAAUGAUGAAUUAACACCAUUAGGAAAAUUUUUAGUAUGA
This is a messenger RNA of Rotaria sp. Silwood2, 315 nucleotides long. The record is from the annotation of a GenBank genome assembly. Lineage: Eukaryota; Metazoa; Rotifera; Eurotatoria; Philodinida; Philodinidae.